AUGCGGGAAAUUGGACUAAAUAUCUUCUUGAUAUCGUUUUUGCAAUUUUGCGAUGGUUUCAAUGUCGGGUCACUGUUUGGAGGAUUGGGAACAACCCAAUCUGCCGGAGUUCGAGGGAUUUUGAUGUGUGAUGGGAAACCGGCGUCUCGUGUUAAAGUGAAGCUCUGGGAUGAUGAUCGAGGAAUUGAUAUGGAUGACUUGCUUGACUCGGGCACUACCGACGCGCAGGGACAUUUCGAGCUAAAGGGUUACACAAGUGAAUUCACAACAAUUGAUCCAAAAUUGAACAUCUACCACGAUUGCAAUGAUGGGAUAAAGCCGUGUCAACGAAAGUUCAACAUCGAGAUUCCCGAUUCCUAUGUUUCGGAGGGUCAAAUACCGGAAAAGAUCUACAACGCGGGCACCAUUGAACUAUCGGGUCGGAUGAGCGGUGAGACGAGGGAUUGCCUAAAUCGAAUG
Molecule: messenger RNA, 459 nt
Organism: Mesorhabditis belari
Lineage: Eukaryota; Metazoa; Nematoda; Chromadorea; Rhabditida; Rhabditidae
Source: the annotation of a GenBank genome assembly